CGUCAAACGCGUUUCGUAAUCGCGUGUCCCACGCGGCGCUCUGUAUGACGCGUGCUGCAGAGUGCUUGAAGCGCGACACACACAAACACACGCGUGACAGGAGCGCGCUCGUAAGCCGGAGUUUCUUCAUCUCUUCAUUCAGAACAAGCAGCAGCGGAGCGCGUGUUUGAUAAAGCGCAGUCAUGUCUGAGACGCGCAAGAGGAGCAGAAAACGCUUCGGCGGACACGCGCACAAGAAACAGAGGGGCUCGCGCGAGCUGGAGGUGGGCGCGCAGGGGGUGCUCAUCACCUGCAACAUGAAUGAGCGCAAGUGCACGAGCGAAGCCUAUAGCCUGCUCAACGAGUACGCGGACGCGCUCUACGGCCCCGAACAGCCCACAGACACACCGGACAGUGUCAGUGAGGAUGAGGAGGAUGAUGAAGAUGCUGAGGCUGCUCUGAAGAAGGAAGUGUCUCAGAUCCAGUCGUCUAUGAAGACGCAUCAGCAGCGGUUCAGUGCGGUGGAGAGCGGAGCCAAUAAUGUGGUGUUCAUCCGCACUCAUGGAGUCGACCCAGAGCAGCUGGUCCAUCACAUCCUGUCGGACCUCCAUCAGACGAAGAAGAGGAAGUCACGUGUGAUCCUGCGCAUGCUGCCGGUCAGCGGCACGUGUAAGGCAUUUCCUGAAGAAAUGGAGAAGUUUCUGAGCGUGUUUCUGGAGCGCUGGUUCAAAGAGCCGCUGCGCGCCACCUACCAGAUCUGCUUCAAAGCCCGAAACAGCAGCCACAACAAGAGAGACGACGUCAUCAAAGCUGUGGCUGGUCUGGUGGGGAAGCUGAACCCGCUGAACAAGGUGGAUCUGACCAACCCUGAGCUCACCAUCAUCAUCGAGAUCAUCAAGACGGUCUGCUGCGUCAGCGUCGUCAAGGACUACACGCUCUUCCGCAAGUACAAUCUGCAGGAAGUGGCCAAAGAGCCCACCAAUCAGAACACAGCCCCAAAGGAAGCGGCCAAUCAGAAUGUUGGCCCACAGGAAGCAGCCAAUCAGACGCAGGAACACGGGGAUGGAGAGAGCGCGGAUGGGAGUGCAGAGAGCCGUGACGUCGCCGCUGGCAACGGAACAAAGGAGGCGGAGCUCGAGUGAAUGUGUGUCACAUGACUGGCUGUUUUUUAAGUCGUUUUUACACCGUUUGUGUGAUUUGUUCAGGCUUUUGUUUUUUAAGCAGCAUUUCAGUGUUACUUCUGUUUGUCGGGUGAUAUUAACAGUUUCUGUUUGUUGUACGGGACUCUUGUGUCAUUUUGGACAUAUUUUCCUCUGAAGAUGAGACAGAGGUGUGGAAAUCAAAUAAAAUACAACUGAAAUCA
Molecule: messenger RNA, 1342 nt
Organism: Labeo rohita (rohu)
Lineage: Eukaryota; Metazoa; Chordata; Actinopteri; Cypriniformes; Cyprinidae
Gene: thumpd1
Product: THUMP domain containing 1
Exons: 4
Coding region: 183-1121 (312 amino acids)
Biological process (GO): tRNA modification
Molecular function (GO): RNA binding
Source: RefSeq, a predicted model, not a curated record